AUGACCCGGUCCGUCAAUUUCUCUCUUCUAAUCCUCCCCGUUGCACUUUCCGUCUUCACCCUCUCCGGUAAACUCUCCGACGAUCUCAAACCAAUCCGACGAGAGGUUUAUGAAGGGGGUAAAAUAUUCGAUAUCAGCCACCGUUACACGCCGGAGAUGCCGGCUUGGGAAUCGUCGGAAGGAAUGGUGAAUUUCCUCCGACUCGCCGCGAGUAUGAAGAAUGGAUCCGUCGCUAACGUAUCGGAGAUGAAAUUUUCCGUUCACUCCGGAACUCAUAUUGAUGCUCCAGGUCACUUCAUCGACGAAUAUUACGAUGCUGGUUUUGAUUCCGAUUCUCUUGACCUUAAUGUACUUAACGGUCCUGCUUUGUUGGUUGAUGUUCCAAGAGAUAAGAACAUUACUGCUGAGGUUAUGGAAUCACUUCAUAUUCCAAGAGGAGUUCGUCGUGUGCUCUUUAGAACAGUGAACACUGAUAAGCGGCUAAUGUUUAAGAAAGAGUUUGAUUCGAGCUUUGCUGGGUUUAUGACCGAUGGUGCGAAAUGGUUGGUUGAGAAUACAGACAUCAAACUUGUUGGGCUGGAUUAUCUUUCCUUUGCUGCAUUUGAGGAAUCACCUGCAACACACAAGGUUAUACUUGCAGGACGGGACAUAAUCCCUGUGGAAGCGCUGAAGCUGGAUGGUGUGGAGGUAGGAACGUAUUCGCUUCAUUGCUUACCAUUGAGAUUGGUUGGAGCUGAAGGAGCACCAACGAGAUGCAUUCUCAUCAAGUGA
This is a messenger RNA of Arabis nemorensis, 771 nucleotides long. NCBI's taxonomy places the organism in Eukaryota, Viridiplantae, Streptophyta, Magnoliopsida, Brassicales, Brassicaceae. The record is from the annotation of a GenBank genome assembly.